Molecule: messenger RNA, 2386 nt
Organism: Nematostella vectensis (starlet sea anemone)
Lineage: Eukaryota; Metazoa; Cnidaria; Anthozoa; Actiniaria; Edwardsiidae
Product: potassium channel subfamily K member 3-like
Exons: 3
Coding region: 885-1790 (301 amino acids)
Biological process (GO): potassium ion transmembrane transport; stabilization of membrane potential
Cellular component (GO): membrane
Molecular function (GO): potassium ion leak channel activity
Source: RefSeq, a predicted model, not a curated record
ACUCCACGACGGAUGAUUUCGGUUGCAGGAGUUACUUUUAGAACAGAUCUCUAUAGGGGGAUGCGUUUAGCUAAUCUAUCUAUAGGGGGAUGCGUUUAGCUAAGAGAAAAAACAUGUUUUUUUCUUUUAUGUCAUUAUGUCCAUGUCGUUAUGUCGGGCUAAACAUAGUGCGCGCGCGCGCUCAUGUCGUUAUGUUGUUGUGUUGCUAGUGUGCACUAGGCAUAAUUGAUCUAUUUUUGGUCAUGUUUGUGCGGUAUCUGAGGUCGUAAUACCACUUGGCCAAAUUUUACAGAGUGCGGAGCAAUAGAAACGCUUUGCAUGGAAUCAACUAAGCUUUUAAUGGGUACGUUUUUGCUGACAAACUCUGUCCUCUGCCCUUGGAGGAAAGUCAGAAAGUUUGGUGCACUGGGUCUAGGGGAACAGGUGCAUUUAACGGAAUAAUGAGAGAAAAUAUAAUGAAUGACGUGCGGGAACUUAUUACUACCAAAACAUUAUUCCUGUAACCUCAGGUAAAAAAAAAUUUGAUGAAAAACAACCAUUGCGAAAUAUGUUAUUAUCAGACGUAAAUUAGCAUAUUUCCCCUCACGAACCGGAGAAUAUUCUACCUUCUCAUUCUAUUGCUAAUUAUGCUUGCUGCAAUAAAAGAUUAAAUGUUCCCUCCCAUUAGCAUUUUUACCAACCGCGACUACAUAUAAUAUCUAAAUUGAAUAUAUCCUCACCUGCUUCGAUGAUGUUAUGCUCAUAACUUCUCCGUUUCCUUGGGUGCGCUACACAAAAGUGUUAAAGAUGAUCUGAGCUAGACUAACGGUCUGCUUAUGCCCAAUUUUACAAAGAGUGCAGUCCAGUUUGGUUUUUCAUUGUUUUGACUUAACAGAUGCAUCAGCAUGGCCAAAACCUUUCUUAUCCGAAUCACGGUCCUUUUUGUGUACAGCACACUGAGCGCAUGGCUUUUUUACGAGCUGGAAAAACAACCCGUCUCAAACGCUCAAACAGCCGACAAUAUGGUCAACAGCAUUAAGCUUGAGCUCAAGACAAAGUACAACAUGAGUGAGAACGCAACCAACAGACUUGUGGAAAGUGUGGUCGAGGAAGAGAAAGUAAGAAGUAGACCUGACUGGACUUUUGCACGCUCGGUUUUCUUCGUCUUUGUUUCACUUUCGACCAUAGGCUAUGGGGAUACUACUCCUAAACGAGCAUUAACUCAGCUUGUCUUUCUGCUGUUCUGCAUGCUCGGACUUCCCAUCAUGAUGCUGACCCUGAAAAGCGCGGGAGAAAUCAUCGCAGCUGGUCUAAAGUAUGUUAUCAUCUUCACCGAGAAGCACGUGUUCAAAAAGAACGACAUAAACGCUAGAAAACUCAAAUUAAAAACGCUCAUCCUUUCGAUGGUAAUAUCACCCUUCGCAAUCGGCAUCAUGGCGAUUGUACAAUCUUAUAUCGACGAGUGGACUUUAAUUGAAAGUGUAUACGCAUGGAUGGUGACCUUAACUACCAUUGGUUUCGGCGACUACGUUCCGUGUCUUAGAUUGGGAAAGGCUAUGGAAGCCCGAUACAGUGAAUACGGCUCCAUAACAACAUCUAUUCUCAUGGCUGUGGCUUUAUUCCCUACCCUGUUUCUGCUCUCGUUAGUGGCAUGCUCUUUGAGUUGUGUUAUAGAUGCAUUUGAGGUUUUAAAACCCUCGGUCAAUCUCGUGGAUUCGUGUAAAUCUUGUUGUGGAAAGAUAAAAUCAAAAGUAACAGGGAAUCCAGAUCAAACCGAUCAUACAAUUUCCGAUAACACAGUUAACUCUUAGUGAUCCAAAUCGUUUAUAUUAACAUACAUAAAAUAGAAAAGGUUUCUAGAUGGAUCUAGUGACCUUUUACCAGAGCUAAGGAUGUCGAUUUGAACUUAUUUGAUACAGGGUCAGGGCAUUACUACUCUAAGCCCUACCAUGCGUUUUUCUCUAGACACACCACUGGGAAAGAUGGUUUGCAGAAAAGAGAAGAUGCUGGUAGCGCUUAGCGCUGGGAAAAUACGAAUUAAGUAAUGAUAUAGCCAAAUUCGUUGUUGCGCGGCCUCCCAGAAUCGAACAUUCCUUUUUUCGUCUGGGAAUAGCGCGUAGUCAACCAAACCAAACAAUUAAAACCACACAAACCGCCCCCAAAGCUUGUGUCUGACUACGCGCUAUUCCCAAUUUGGCUGUAAUUGAUUAAAAUCGCUAAAACAGAUGGUGUUUGUACGUCUCAAAGUCUUCAGUGUCUAGGGACAUCCCACUACUAGAAACUGAGGGAAAGCAAAGCAACUACAUAGGUUUUAGCGAUUUUAUUUAAUUAUUAUUUACACAACUAGAAUUGUUGUGAUGCCGAGUAAGUUAGAAAAGAACUGAUCAAGUGCAGUACUACCACAGCU